Saprolegnia parasitica CBS 223.65 is the source of this 682-nucleotide messenger RNA. RefSeq lists its product as hypothetical. Lineage: Eukaryota; Oomycota; Saprolegniomycetes; Saprolegniales; Saprolegniaceae. The transcript has a single exon. Gene Ontology annotation, biological process: endoplasmic reticulum to Golgi vesicle-mediated transport; Golgi organization; intracellular protein transport. Gene Ontology annotation, cellular component: endoplasmic reticulum; Golgi apparatus; COPII-coated ER to Golgi transport vesicle. Bases 19 to 639 code for a protein of 206 amino acids. The record is from RefSeq and is a predicted model, not a curated record.
CCACAAACCAAGAUUUCGAUGCGAAGCGCGAUCGUCUACGUGGCGCUGGCGCUGGUCCUGGCGUCCAUCGGCGCCGUCCAGUUCGACGUCAAGCGGCGCGCGGAGAAGUGCCUCAGCGACGAGGUGGCCGCGGGCUCGCUCGUCGUCGUGCACUACAACAUCCUCGGCAACGUCAAGGGCCGGACCGGCGUCUCGCUCCUGGUCAAAGACCCGAUGGGCAAGUACCUCAAGGAAGACUCGGACAUUGACUUGACAAGCGACGACAUCCACAAGUACUCGUUCAACGCCGAGACCGCGGGCACGUACUCGACGUGCUUCUUCAACUCGAACGACUUUGUCGCGCGCGUGUCGCUGGAUUUCAAGCACGGCGUCGAGGCCAAGGACUACUCGGACAUUGCGAAGCGCGAGCAUUUGAUGCCUGUCGAGAAGGAGCUGCGCAAGAUGGAAGACACGGUCGACGAGAUCCAUCGCGAGAUGCUCUACAUGCGCGAGCGCGAGGCCGCCAUGCGCAACACGAACGAGUCGACGAACGCGCGCGUGCUCUGGUUUAGCUCCUUCUCCAUCUUUGUGCUCCUCGCCAUGGGCCUUUGGCAGGUCAUGUACCUCAAGAAGUUUUUCAAGUCCAAGAAGCUCAUUUAGACGCGAUAAGUGGACGGUGAAUGUAGCGUGCAUGAACCACGUC